Molecule: messenger RNA, 906 nt
Organism: Darwinula stevensoni
Lineage: Eukaryota; Metazoa; Arthropoda; Ostracoda; Podocopida; Darwinulidae
Source: the annotation of a GenBank genome assembly
CAUAUCUGGUGAAUCUCUUCACAGUAAAAUAAAUAAUGAGGCUUGGUAGUUUAGACAAGAGAUACUUGGUCUUCCACGACACAUGAUCUGCGCCUUGAAUUCAUGAAGUGGAGCAAUGCCUCUGUUCCUAAAACUUUUACCGAGGAUUGGCACUCAUGGGAUUCCAAGACAAGUUCAGGGUGCCUGGCAUUCAGUCAUCAGACAUUCAUCUGAUGUGCUUUAUGAGCAGGGGCAAUCCCCAGAGCCAAAAAUUAGAGAAUACUUCUAUUACAUCGAUCAUCAGGGAAUGUUAUUUCUGGAUGAUGCAAAGAUGAAGAACUUCACCUCUUGCCUCAAAGAAAAAAAGUUCCUGCGCUUCUUCUUUCGCCAAAUUCAUCACAAUAAAACUGGACGCUACAUGGACAGCUUUCCAUGGCUUUCUCCUUGUGGACUUGAGAGAAACUUCAUCCGUUGUGAUGACACUCCAAUAGUGUACACCCAUUUGAUCAAGAGGGACUCUUGGUAUGACUUUGGCUAUGCCCACGCAGGAGAAUAUCUUGUGACCCCAUUUGAACCAGAUCGAGUGUGCAUGUUGCCUCAAACAGGAAGAAUUUACCAUCCAGCUGCUGAAAAAGUGGGUGGAGUGGGACUAAUUCGUUCUGGCCUUGCCAUUGAGUUCAGUACCCAUUUCAAGUUUGAAAAUGGGGACCAAAAUCCUCCAACACAUUUCACUUGGGAUGGGAAAACAUAUGAACUGAAGAAUGACUUGGUGGAUAUACUAAUGCAAGACCCCAAUCGUCUUGAAAAACAUGGUUGAUGUUUCCAUAUGAACAUCUCUGUCACACUGGUUGUUCUUUCAUUGUGUGCUUUAUAAGUACAUCAAAUGUGCAAAAAUGAAGGGAGAGGUUAUGCAUAAACAAAUUUAAU